This is a messenger RNA of Cercospora beticola, 761 nucleotides long. RefSeq lists its product as uncharacterized. The record is from RefSeq and is a predicted model, not a curated record. Lineage: Eukaryota; Fungi; Ascomycota; Dothideomycetes; Mycosphaerellales; Mycosphaerellaceae.
UCUUGCACAUCCAAGUUCUUUUCGCCUCCAUCUUUCCACUUCUUCCUUCUUCCACCGAACCACCGUCAUCCCCAUCAACUCGAAUAUGGCUCCAGACCUACCUCCCAAGUCGUACCAACGUAGCUGCCGCGUUUUCAUGGUUCAGAAGUGGAAGUGACUACUUUCCGCGGAGCGCGAGAGCAACCAAACCUGAGGCACCAAACCACUAGAGGCAAGAGGCAAGAGCUCCAGACGCGCAGACACGGAAGAUUUACAGCUCUCAGGAGCAUCAUGCAGCGCUCCUGAUCGAACAAGAAAACUUAGCGGCAACUCCUCUGCUGCGCCGCGUCAUAACACCUUUUUUCAUCGUCACUUCCACUGACUGCAAUGGCGCCAACGGGCAACACAGCUUGCCAAAGACAGAGCAACACUACUGGGUCAACCUCAUCUACCAGUCGGAGAGCCUGUCCGACGCCGCACCGAAGCCCCUCUCGCGCCUCAGAGAUGUCCUGCCGGAGUGGCCAGCCAACGAAACCGAAACAUUGAGCGAGAUCAGCGAAGCGCACGCACACGAAUGGGAUGUCUUAGACCCCAAAGACACCCUCAAGCGUAAGCGCCAAGAAGGUGUGCCAGCCCACGAGGAUGGAGCAGCGAAAAGAAUCAUCACCGCUGCCGUCGUGCGAUUCAUCGAUGUCUCUCGUGAACACGUCGACCUGGCCAUCAAAUUGACACACACUGCCGAACAAGUUCAAAUCAGCAGAGACCCGCUUCGCAACUGUUAA